AUGGUCGCCAAUGCAAUAAGCAGCUUCUUGCAGCCAUCCAUUUACGAAAGCAUCAUUAAUAUCAAGAACCUGCCGCAUUUGGCCGAUCUACCCCCUUCACGAAUCAGUGUCCAUACUCUGAAAGUCGAAAAUGUGAUGGUGCACAACGUGUUCUGCAUAACCAAAAUGACUACUUAUGGCGAACUCAGGGAGCUCCUUGUCGCAACAUCACAUUUGCGCUCUUAUCCACUUGUCACGGAUUUACAAUCUAAAAUUUUACUUGGUUCGGUGGCGCGCAAGUAUCUGAAUUAUUUGCUGUACGAAAAGCUUGGACCGGACUCCAUAAUUGACAAGAAACGCACAAAUACCGCAUCUGAGCUCCUGCAUCACAUACGGCGAAAUUCGCUCCUCAAUGCCAACAGCUUACUCACUGACAGGAACAUCAGUGGUAACACGUUGCUGGCCAAUAGCCCACUGCAUGAAGAAAUUCGCAGAGAUGGCCCAUUAGCACCGUUGCUACGACGUCAGACCGAUCCCGACCUUCGAGUAAGUCUUACUCAUUUCCUUUAUUCGAGCUUCCUAACUUGUAAGCAACAUCAAGCAUAG
Messenger RNA from Gongylonema pulchrum, 585 nucleotides. The record is from the annotation of a GenBank genome assembly. NCBI's taxonomy places the organism in Eukaryota, Metazoa, Nematoda, Chromadorea, Rhabditida, Gongylonematidae.